UCACGUGAGCAGAAGCCGACGUGUGCAGACAUCGUUCUAAUUCUGGUCUACGUUUGGUGUUUGCUCUCUCUGUGUUACUGCUGAGCGGGCAGGCGUGCUGCGGAAGCAGGAGAAGUUGCCUGGACCCCAACAGGGGCCUGUAUCUGUUGGAUCUUGUUCCUGAAGACCAGUCCGAACGAGAAGCAGGGAGGCAGGAACGAUUUCCAGAAUCAAGUAGAUCUGCAAGAAGCUGGAAAGAAGGAAGGGACUACUGGGAUCUCUGGUAGUAUUUGUGAGGGUGACCCUGACUCAGGACAUCCAGAAGGGUCUCACUGUAUCUGCUGUUGUAGCUUCUCGUACCUACAAAAUCGGAAGACUUUACCCCUGACCUGGGAAUAUUGCGGACCAGAGCAAGCCAGCUUUAUAUCCAGGUUAAGGAAUUCACCCCAGCUGUACCAUGGGCCGCACCCGGGAAGCUGGAUGUGUGGCUGCGGGCAUGGUCAUUGGGGCUGGUGCCUGCUACUGUGUAUACAGACUGACCUGGGGAAAAGACGAGAAUGAGAAACUGUGGGAUGAUGAAGAGGAGGGAGAGGAGGAGGAAGAGGUGGAAGAGUCUUGUAGUGACAAACUGGAAAUUGGGGGCAACACUGAGAAAGGAGUUAAGACUAAUGUUGGGGUGGGGGCAGGAGGCAAACCUCAGGAUGGCUCAAAGGCCAAGGUUGAUGUAGAUGUGGGACCUGAGAAUGGUCCAGAUGUAAAGAAGGAAGCACAGCCAGAAUCCCAGGGUGGAGGUGGCCUAGAAGCUAAGGCUAAGGCCCUUUUCAAGAUCCUGAAGGAACAGGCAAGUGCAAAGGCAGGCAGAGGGAUCAAGUUUAGUAAUAUCUAUGGGAGAAGGACCCUGACAUCGAGUUUACCCUGCCCAGGAGGCAGGGGUGGAGGUUGCCACCCUGGCAGGGGUGGCUCUAGGGCUAGAAGCAGGGCAAGUGGAAAACCGAAGAAAAAGAAUCGAAGUAAGAGCACCAAGACUCCAGCCACAACGUGGCCUGUACGCAGGGGCAAGUUCAACUUUCCCUAUAAAAUUGAUGAUAUUCUGAGUGCUCCUGACCUUCAAAAGGUCCUUAACAUCUUGGAGAGAACGAAUGACCCUUUUACUCAGGAGGUGGCCUUGGUCACACUGGGUAACAAUGCAGCAUAUUCAUUUAAUCAAAAUGCCAUACGUGAAUUGGGUGGGGUCCCAAUUAUCGCAAAACUGAUAAAAACAAGAGACCCCAUUAUUAGGGAAAAGACUUACAAUGCCCUUAAUAACUUGAGUGUUAAUUCCGAAAAUCAGGGCAAGAUUAAGACUUACAUCAGUCAAGUGUGCGAUGACACCAUGAUCUGUCGCCUGGACUCAGCCGUGCAGAUGGCUGGACUAAGACUGCUGACCAACAUGACUGUGACCAAUCAUUACCAGCACUUGCUUUCCUAUUCUUUCCCAGACUUUUUUGCCUUGUUAUUCCUGGGAAAUCACUUCACCAAGAUACAGACUAUGAAACUAAUUAUAAACUUUACUGAAAAUCCAGCCAUGACAAGAGAGCUGGUCAGUUGUAAAGUACCGUCAGAAUUGAUUUCCCUCUUUAACAAGGAAUGGGAUAGAGAGAUUCUUCUUAACAUCCUUACCCUUUUUGAGAAUAUAAAUGACAACAUAAAAAGCGAAGGGCUUGCAUCCUCACGGAAAGAAUUCAGCAGGAGCUCGCUAUUUUUUUUAUUCAAGGAGUCUGGAGUUUGUGUUAAGAAAAUCAGAGCAUUAGCCAAUCAUAAGGAUCUGGUGGUCAAAGUGAAAGUUCUCAAAGUGCUAACCAAACUGUGAUUG
Messenger RNA from Arvicola amphibius (Eurasian water vole), 1831 nucleotides. RefSeq names its product armadillo repeat containing X-linked 1 (gene Armcx1). Gene Ontology annotation, cellular component: mitochondrion. The record is from RefSeq and is a predicted model, not a curated record. NCBI's taxonomy places the organism in Eukaryota, Metazoa, Chordata, Mammalia, Rodentia, Cricetidae. Bases 437 to 1828 code for a protein of 463 amino acids. Gene Ontology annotation, molecular function: protein binding. The transcript has 4 exons.